This is a messenger RNA of Brassica oleracea var. oleracea, 1289 nucleotides long. RefSeq names its product glycine-rich cell wall structural protein-like. The transcript has a single exon. Bases 155 to 1087 code for a protein of 310 amino acids. The record is from RefSeq and is a predicted model, not a curated record. NCBI's taxonomy places the organism in Eukaryota, Viridiplantae, Streptophyta, Magnoliopsida, Brassicales, Brassicaceae.
AAGAAGGCCUCUCUCUCUCUCAACCAUAUCUCAUAAAUGCUCUCUCUCUCUCUCUGCGUGCUAUAUAGUGUUAGUAAACUAGUCAAGUGAGAUAUAGCAAUUGUAUACUGAUCACGCGAUCAUUAGCAAGAUACUAGAACAACGUAUCAAAGAUAUGGGGAAAGUGUCUUUUGGGUUUUUGGCUUUGAUGCUUGUAGUGGUGGCGAUCGGGGUUGUAGAGUGUAGGAGAUUUGAGAAGGAGACGUUAGGAGGCGGUGGCGGUGGACUUGGUGGUGGUUUUGGCGGCGGCAAAGGUUUUGGAGGAGGCAUUGGUGGCGGUGGAGGUGCCGGUGCUGGGGGAGGUUUUGGAGGUGGUGUAGGAGGAGGCCACGGUGGCGGUCUAGGAGGUGGUGUAGGAGGAGGCCACGGUGGCGGUCUAGGAGGUGGCAUUGGUGGAGGCCACGGUGGAGGUAUUGGUGGUGGCGCUGGAGGUGGUGCUGGUGGAGGACUUGGAGGAGGCCAUGGUGGAGGAAUUGGUGGUGGUGUCGGAGGAGGACACGGUGGUGGUAUAGGAGGUGGUGCAGGAGGCGGUGCUGGUGGAGGACUAGGAGGAGGCCAUGGUGGAGGUAUUGGCGGUGGUGUUGGAGGAGGACACGGUGGUGGUCUAGGAGGUGGUGCUGGUGGAGGACUAGGAGGAGGCCAUGGUGGAGGUAUUGGCGGUGGUGUUGGAGGAGGACACGGUGGAGGUAUUGGCGGUGGUGCAGGUGGAGGGGCCGGAGGAGGAUUUGGUGGUGGUGCAGGCGGAGGAUUCGGAGGAGGGGCUGGUGGAGGAGCUGGCGGAGGAUUCGGUGGUGGUACAGGCGGGGGAUUUGGUGGAGGAUCAGGCGGAGGAUUUGGUGGAGGAUCAGGCGGAGGAUUUGGUGGUGGUGCCGGUGGAGGAGCUGGCGGAGGAUUCGGUGGUGGUGCAGGCGGGGGUCACGGUGGUGGUGCAGGCGGGGGAUUUGGUGGAGGAUCAGGCGGAGGGUUUGGUGGCGGUACCGGUGGAGGAGGUGGAGGAGGAUUCGGAGGUGGUGGUGGUGCCGGUGGUGGAUUUGGCGGUGGAUUUUAAAUUUCUUGGUACUUAAAAUAUUCAUACAAAAUCUAUUCUUGGCUUUGAACUAAGCUUGGGAUAGUUACUUAUGUACCAAGUCAUACGAGAAGAAAGUAUAUCAUUUAUCUUUUGUGAUUUAUUUUGUAACAAUAAUCAUAUCUAAAAAAUGUAAAACCUUUUUCGAAUAUUUACAAAUCAUUUUCGUUGGUUUGUUAGUUAA